Molecule: messenger RNA, 1635 nt
Organism: Melozone crissalis (California towhee)
Lineage: Eukaryota; Metazoa; Chordata; Aves; Passeriformes; Passerellidae
Gene: SLC10A2
Product: solute carrier family 10 member 2
Exons: 9
Coding region: 1-1635 (544 amino acids)
Biological process (GO): bile acid and bile salt transport
Cellular component (GO): apical plasma membrane
Molecular function (GO): bile acid:sodium symporter activity
Source: RefSeq, a predicted model, not a curated record
AUGGUCAAUCCUGGAGUACCAGCAUGGGGAACAUUAAUAAGCCUCCUUGCUGCAGAACAUGAUGUCUCAUCUGUAGCUUCACCAGUUUCUAAUUCCAGCUACCGUGUGAAUUGCAAGAGUACCCCUCUGACAGGAAGAUUAACUGACUCACUCUCUGCCCAAGAAUACUACACCAUAUAUUAUCAAGUAAAAGUGGCUAAAGGUCAUACAAAUGAGCUUCAUGAGAUAAUAAGAGAAGUGGAGCUUUCCCUUACACACUGGUGGAAGCUUGUGUCCCCUCACUACAGGCCCAAGAAACCUCUUCCGGUGCAGGGCAAAGGCAAAGGUGUAAGAACGUCUGUAGGAGUGACGGGGGUCACACACGGUCAGGACGGACGGAGACGAGAGAUCUCUGCAGUCAGGUCGUGGAACUAUCGGUUUAUUGCAAAGGGCCUGGGCUUAAAGCGCCUGGAGGCCAAAGGAGAGAAGCUGCUUGGCCCUCUGGUCGGCUGCAUGGAGGAAGUUCUCAGCAGCAUGAGAGUGCAGAAGCUUUCCACAAAUAAAGGCUGCUGCCUGGCCAUGAGAGAAACCCAAUUUACUGCUGGUCCUUUGGCAGAAAACUCCACGGCUUGUCCAGCAAAUGCUACUAUUUGUGAUGGCACCUCUUGUGUAUUGACAGAAGAUAAUUUUAAUCAAACUUUGAGCGUAGUUUUAAGUACUGUUCUAACAAUCAUGCUGGCUUUGGUGAUGUUCUCCAUGGGCUGCAAUGUGGAAAUCAAGAAUUUCUUGGGCCACAUAAAAAGACCCUGGGGUAUAUUUGUGGGUUUCCUUUGCCAGUUUGGAAUUAUGCCUCUCACAGCCUUCUUGCUCUCUUUGGCCUUCAACAUCCUUCCUAUUCAAGCUGUCGUGGUGAUGAUCAUGGGAUGCUGUCCGGGGGGCACAGCCUCGAAUGUCAUCGCCUACUGGGUGGACGGAGACAUGGACCUAAGCAUCAGCAUGACAACUUGCUCCACGCUGCUUGCAAUGGGAAUGAUGCCACUUUGUCUCUUUAUUUACACCAAAAUGUGGACUGAUGCUGAUGCAAUUGUACUCCCCUAUAACAGCAUUGGACUUUCUCUGGUAGCUCUUGUAGUUCCUGUUUCAGUGGGAAUAUUUGUCAACCACAAGUGGCCUAGUAAAGCAAAAAUCAUACUUAAGGUAGGUUCCAUUGUGGGAGCAGUGCUCAUCGUGCUCACUGCUGUGGUUGGGGGAAUACUCUACAAAGGCUCCUGGGUUAUCACACCAAAAUUAUGGAUCAUUGGCACCAUAUUUCCAGCAGCUGGAUAUACUUUAGGAUUCUUUCUGGCUCGCCUAGCUGGUCUGUCAUGGAACAGGUGUCGUACAGUGUCUCUGGAAACAGGCAUGCAAAACACCCAGCUAUGUUCCACCAUAGUACAGCUCUCAUUCACUCCUGAACAACUUGAACUGAUGUUUACUUUCCCACUCAUCUACAGCAUUUUCCAGCUGUUGUUUGCAGCACUAAUUUUAGGAGGUUACCGUCUUUACAGAAGACGCCACAUCAAAACAAAGACAGAUGUUGAGAAAACACCACAAAAAGAGGAUUCAAAAUCAGAAGCUAAAAUAAAUGGAGGAUUUGUAUCAGAUGAGAUUAAAUAG